CCUGCUCCUGUCUAAACCCCAUUGCAAAGCAUGCCAGUAGCUGCAGAAGUUGCACACUGAAGUUAGCCUCGUUGCACUUAUUCGUAGUUCAACUGCAAGCCAACCAUGGCAGGCAAGAGGGCGUUAGUGAUCCUGUCUAAAGGUGCAGAGGAGAUGGAGACUGUUAUCCCUGUGGACAUCAUGCGUAGAGCUGGGAUUGCGGUGACGGUUGCAGGACUGACGGGCAAAGAGCCAGUCCAGUGCAGCAGAAACGUCGUCAUUUGCCCUGAUGCUAGCCUGGAGGAGGCCAGCACACAGGGGCCAUAUGAUGUGGUGCUUCUGCCAGGAGGAAUGCCAGGGGCCCAAAAUCUGGCAGAGUCUCCUGCUGUGAAGGAGGUGCUGAAGGAUCAAGAUGGCAGAAAAGGCCUGAUUGCAGCCAUCUGUGCAGGUCCCACUGCUCUCCUGGCACAUGGCAUCGGGUACGGAAGCACAGUCACUACACAUCCUGCCAUGAAGGAGAAGAUGAUGGCUGGAGACCACUAUAAAUAUUCAGAGGCUCGAGUACAGAAGGAUGGACAUUACAUCACCAGCCGUGGGCCAGGAACCAGCUUCGAGUUUGCCCUGACGAUUGUAGAGGAACUUAUGGGGGCUGAGGUUGCAGCACAAGUCAAGGCUCCUCUUGUUAUGAAAGACUGAAUGUAGCUGUGUUCACUUAUAUCCUGCAAGCAGCAAUGCCCGCUAUAUACUGCAAGUCUGGUACUACUGACACAGCUAAUCCAAUGUAGCUGGCACAAGGAGUCAAAGUCACUAGAGACAAAUCACGCUCCCCUGGGGACAUAUGGAUGUUUCUGUUCUGACAGGUUAUUGUCUUUCUUAGUCGGCAAUGAAAGGCACCCUUUUGUUAUUAAACACUGAAAAACAACCUGGAUAAUCACUGCACGGGGUUUCCAAAUGAGAUUAAAAUCACUUUGUUUAAUUGUAGUUUCCCCCUCCAAAUGCUUGCUUAUUAUAUUAACAGCUCAUAUUGUUUCACUGGUCAAUAAAACAUCAAUGUGACAAAA
Morone saxatilis (striped sea-bass) is the source of this 1040-nucleotide messenger RNA. It is a transcript of the gene park7, whose product is annotated as parkinson protein 7. Gene Ontology annotation, cellular component: nucleus; cytosol. The transcript has 6 exons. Gene Ontology annotation, biological process: protein deglycation, glyoxal removal; guanine deglycation, glyoxal removal. Lineage: Eukaryota; Metazoa; Chordata; Actinopteri; Moronidae. Gene Ontology annotation, molecular function: protein deglycase activity. The record is from RefSeq and is a predicted model, not a curated record. Bases 106 to 675 code for a protein of 189 amino acids.